AUGUUUUUCCAAGAAAUCUCUGCCUUCAUUUAUUUAUAUCAUCCUUUCUUUCUUUCUAUCUUUCUUUCUUUUUUUCUUUCUUUCUUUUUUAUUUCUCUCUUUCUUUCUAUUUUUUGUUCUUUUAUAUCUGUCUUUCUUUCUUUUUUCUUAAUUUCAUCUUUCUUUCUUACAUUCUUUCUAUCAGCUUUUUAUUUCUUCUUUUCAUCUUUCUUUCUUUCUUUCUUUCUUUCUUUCUUUCUAAUCCUCCUUUCUUUUCCUAGGUUAUUUAUAGGCUUUUUAUUUCUUCUUUUCAUCUUUCUUUCUUUCUUUCUUUCUUUCUUUCUAAUCCUCCUUUCUUUUCCUAGGCUUUUUAUUUCUUCUUUUCAUCUUUUCUUUCUUUCUUUCUUUUCUUUCUUUCUUUCUUUCUUUCUAAUCCUCCUUUCUUUUCCUAGGUUAUUUAUAGGCUUUUUUUUCUUCUUUUCAUCUUUUUCUUUCUUUCUUUUCUUUUCUUCUUUCUUUCUUUCUUUCUUUUCUUUCUUUCUAAUCCUCCUUUCUUUUCCUAGCUAUCUUUCCUUCUCUCUUUCUAUGUCCUUCUUUCUACCAUUCUAUCUUUCCUUCUUUCUUCCUAUCUUUCUUCAUAUCUUUCUUUCUAUCUUUCUAUCUUUCUUUCUUUUUAUAUUUCUUUCUUUCUAUCUCUUUAAACAUACUUAUCUAUCUAUCUAUCUAUCUAUCUAUCUAUCUAUCUAUCUAUCUAUCUCUCUAGCUUCUUUAUCAAUUCUUCUUCUGCCUCUUCUUAUUGUUUGUCUCCCAUUCAACCCACAUUACAUUUCUCGUUUUAUAUCUAUCUAUCUAUCCUUGUCUAAUAAUAUCUAUCUAUCGAUCUUCCCAUGUAUUUCUAUCUAUCUAUCUAUCUAUCUAUCUAUCUAUCUAUCUAUCUAUCUAUGUCUAAUAAUAUCUAUCUAUUCCCAUCUAUCUAUCUAUCUAUCUAUCUAUCUAUCUAUCUAUCAUUGUCUAAUAAUAUCUAUCUAUUCCUAUCUAUCUAUCUAUCUAUCUAUCUAUCUAUCUUCUUAA
Messenger RNA from Acanthosepion pharaonis, 1050 nucleotides. Lineage: Eukaryota; Metazoa; Mollusca; Cephalopoda; Sepiida; Sepiidae. The record is from the annotation of a GenBank genome assembly.